Messenger RNA from Salvelinus sp. IW2-2015, 1963 nucleotides. Its product is annotated as multiple inositol polyphosphate phosphatase 1. The record is from RefSeq and is a predicted model, not a curated record. Lineage: Eukaryota; Metazoa; Chordata; Actinopteri; Salmoniformes; Salmonidae. Gene Ontology annotation, molecular function: inositol phosphate phosphatase activity; acid phosphatase activity.
AUUUAACACAACUGGAAUGGUAAUGCACGCCUGGAGUUGAGGGCAGGAAUUGUCUGAUACGUUUUUGGCGAAAUAAAGUAACUAUGCUGCUUACCAUUCCGUUGAAAGUUAUUAGUGCGCAUUUCUUCUUUAGUUACAUCUCGUGUUCUUCAUUAUGGGGAAAUGUCCUGAACACUCCAGAUAUUCCAGCGAUUGCUAAAUAUUUCACCACAAAAGGAAGAUAUGAGGAAGUGAACCCUUACCUCAUUGAUGACAUACUCGCUGUAAACAAAUCUCUUGUAAAGCCUCCAUCUGCAGAAUGUCGCGAAAUUCAUCUGACCGCUAUCAUACGGCACGGUUCAAGGUACCCGACGACGAAAAACGUCAAGAAGAUGCGAGAACUUCACAAUCUUGUUGUACAGAAGGCCUCUGGAGAGGAGCGCUGGUUGCGUGAAAUUACGCAGUGGAAYAUGUGGUACACUGAUGAGAUGGAUGGCCGUCUCGUUCAGAAGGGAGUCCUCGACCACAGGCAUUUGGCAGUCAGGUUGUCCAAGUUAUUCCCAUCAUUGAUAUCUAAGGAGAAGCUACAAGAUGGUCACAUCAAGUUCAUGACCAGUUCUAAGCACAGGUGUGUGAACAGCACCCUUUCUUUCCAGGGAGGACUGGCAAAGCUCUGGGACAUAGAAGAUGAAGAGAUUGACUACGAGGUGAACGAUGCACUGAUGAGGUUCUUUGACAGCUGCACCAGGUUUGUGGAGACUGUCGACAAGAACCAGUCAGCCAUGGCUGAGCUGGACAAGUUCACGUCCAGUGCAGAGAUGAGGAGGGUGCAGGAAAAGAUAGCAGACCGGCUCCUGGUCCCCUACAGCCACAUUACAUCAGACAUGGCUGAGGCUGCAUUUUACCUGUGUGCUUACGAGUUGGCCAUCAAAACCAUCAACUCCCCCUGGUGUCAACUCUUUGAUGAGGCAGAUGCACUGGUUUUGGAAUAUGCAAAUGACCUGAAGCAGUUCUGGAAAAGGAGUUAUGGUCAUGACAUCAACAGCAAGUCGAGCUGCAUCCUCUUUCAUGAUGUAUUCAGCCGUCUGGAUAGAGCGGCCAAUGAGAUCAGAUCUGGCAGUAAUGUCACAGAAGCAGCGACCAUCCAAGUGGGUCACGCUGACACUCUCCUGCCUCUGCUGACCCUGCUGGGCUUCUUCAAGGACAGCGUGCCCCUGACCUCCAACAAUUAUGUCACCCAGGGCCAGCGUGCCUUCCGCACCAGCCGCAUGAUGCCCUACGCUGCCAACCUGGUCCUUGUGCUGUAUGACUGCAGUGGGAACCUCCGUCUGCAGGCACUGCUCAACGAGAGGCCCAUGGCCUUCCCAGGCCUGGCUGCCAACCAGGGAGKGGAGGAAGCCCCGCUCUACCAGGAUGUCAGAGACCACUACGGGGAKCUGCUCCAGGGCUGCGACUUUGAGAAGGAGUGCCAACUGUUCCCAUCCAAAUGAGGGAGUCAACACUAUCAACAGGUGUCAUUCAUCAGUAAAGUGUGUCUCUGAUGUGUAUUCAAAUCAAAGUUUAUUGGUUGCAUACACAGAUUUGCAAGUGUUAUAGCAGGUGCAGUGAAAUGCUUAUGUUACUCACUCCAACAGUGCAGUAGAAUGCCUCAAAUACACAAAUAAUAAAACAAUAGUUGCUAUGAUAUUAUAGAUAUGGUUAGACCAAUGUGGUGAGCUGCUGUGGUAGAGCGCCACUUUACUCCUAUGGCUAGAUAAUUUGAUUGAGUGUGAAAUUUCUGUGUAUAUGCGCAAUGUUGGAAUGGAAUUAUGAUUCACUCUGUUCAAGGCCACAACAUCCGUUUAUUCAAAUGUAUGGUAGUAUUAGAGACACAAAACAGAUUAAUCGGAACAAAUUUACCAAUUGAGAUCCAGUGGAGGCUGCUAAGGGGAGGACUGCUCAUAAUGGCUGGAAUGGAGCGCAUGGAAUGGCAUUAAACACAUGG